Molecule: messenger RNA, 3091 nt
Organism: Phoenix dactylifera (date palm)
Lineage: Eukaryota; Viridiplantae; Streptophyta; Magnoliopsida; Arecales; Arecaceae
Product: mitogen-activated protein kinase kinase kinase 5
Biological process (GO): MAPK cascade; protein phosphorylation
Cellular component (GO): cytoplasm
Molecular function (GO): ATP binding; MAP kinase kinase kinase activity
Source: RefSeq, a predicted model, not a curated record
GGAAACACACGCUCGAGAUCGAGGGUGAGCGAGCCGGCUGUCGGUUGACCUGCGGUGCAGCGGACCCGCUCUCCCGUACGCCUCUAUCCGCGUCGGCGAGAAAACGAGCGAGAGAGAGAGAGAGAGAGAGAGAGGAGAGAAGAGAGAGGGGUCGUCUCGCCCCCACCCACCUGAUGCCCGAUCCAGGGCUGUGUCUUCUUAUUCUUCUUUUCUCCUCCCAAAUCCUCAGCCCGUCCUCUUCUUAAUCCCAUGGGCCACAUCUCCAUUCCAAGACUCGGGAUAGGGUUUCGGCCGCGGCUUCUCCUCCUUCCUAUGCGUUAGCUGUCGCCCUACCAUGGUCCUCCCCCUGCAGCGCCGCCGCGAUGCCUUGGUGGAAGAGCAGCCCCAAUCCUCCCUCAUCCUCCUCCUCAACGUCCUCCCCUAGACGCUCCUCCUGCUCCUCCACCCCGGUCUCCCCCCACCGGAGCGCCCGCCGGGACUCGGCUUCUAUUUUUAGCCGCCGGGACGCGAAAAAUCACCAGCACCAGCAGCCCCGCCUCACCCGCCAGCGUAAGCUCCGCCACAUCGACGGCAACGACGUCGACGCCCUCGCCGUCGACGGCGGCCCGGCCGUCUCCUCCCGCUCCGCUAACUCGACCCCGGUCUCCCGCUCGCCGAGCAACACAGAUGGCGGGCUUCCCUCGCGGUCGUCCUCGUCGCCCCUCCUGCUGCCCCAGCCGCUCCCCCUGCCCGAAUCAGGGAAGCUGGUGUUUGAAUUUUCGUCCCCGGGCGGUCGCCCCUUGCCCUCGCCGAAAGGGGCUUCGAGCAGGGCCAACGCUGAGGAAGCGAAUGGCGCUGCUGCGGAUUCUUCGCCCCCUAGGGAGCUGAUGGGCGAGAGGAUUUCUUCGGUAUCUGCAGUUGGGAGGUUGGCCAACCAUACCACUCGCAAAAGUCCGGAGCACAAUGAUGUACCAUUAAAUGUAUAUGCUCUUAGCCAGCAUAUGAAGGUGUUCCAGGGUCCAAAUUCUUUUGACAAUGUGAACUUCAGGUUAAACAUACCUGCUAAAAGUGCUCCAACCAGCGGUUUUUCAAGUCCUGUACGCAGUCCUCGAAGAUUGAGUCAUGCGGACAUUUCCACGUCUGGCAUUGUUCCUCAGGGUUUUCAACAUUGGUCAUCCCCAGAGGUCCCUUCUAAAGAUAUGAUGACAAUUUUUUCACCCCAAGCUUCACCUGAGAAAAUUAUCAGCAGCCCUGAACGCUCGCCGCUUUAUAGCCCAGCAAGAAAAAGUCCUGUUUUAAGAUCAAGAAAUCCUAGUGCACCUCCAUCACCGCUGCAUUCAAAGAAGUUCCCUGAAAAUCCUGUCACAUGGCAUGAAAACAAUAGUAAUAUUAGUGUCCACCCACUGCCUCUCCCUCCAGGAGCUCCAGCUCCUUCACAAUCAAGUUUUGGUCAUCAGACUGCUGCAAAAACUGAGGUAUUACCAAUGACAGGUCAAUGGCAGAAAGGCAAACUUAUCGGAAGUGGUACAUUUGGGAAUGUGUAUGAAGCCACCAACAGGCACACUGGAGCUUUAUGUGCAAUGAAGGAAGUCAAUAUAAUUCCCGACGACUCCAAGUCUGCUGAAUCUUUAAAACAGUUGGAGCAGGAAAUAAAAUUUCUGAGUCAAUUUAAGCACCCAAAUAUCGUGCAGUAUUAUGGGAGUGAAAUUAUCGAGGAUCGGUUUUACAUAUACUUAGAGUAUGUUCAUCCUGGUUCAAUCAAUAAGUAUGUUCGUCAGCAUUGUGGAGCUAUGACAGAAUCGGUGGUUCGCAAUUUCACUCGUCAUAUUCUCAAGGGGCUGGCUUACUUGCAUAGUAAAAAGAUAAUGCACAGGGAUAUCAAAGGUGCAAAUUUGCUUGUAGAUGCGAAAGGUGUUGUUAAGCUUGCUGAUUUUGGGAUGGCAAAACAUUUGAGUGGAGCAACAGCAGUACUUUCACUUAAGGGAACACCGUAUUGGAUGGCUCCAGAGGUGGUGCAGGCUACAUUGAAUAAAGAUAUUGGUUAUGAUCUUUCUGUUGACAUAUGGAGUUUGGGUUGUACAAUUAUUGAGAUGUAUACAGGGAAACAUCCUUGGAGUGGUCUUGAAGGGGCUGCGGCUAUGUUCAAGGUGUUGCAUAGAGACCCACCUAUUCCUGAAACAUUGUCCUCUGAGGGCAAGGACUUUCUUCAGCUUUGCUUUCGUAGGAAUCCAGCAGAAAGGCCCACUGCAAACAAGUUGCUUGAACAUCCUUUUAUCCGGAACUCCCACCAUCACAAUCUUCAUGGUUCCAUACAGGCGUUUGCAGGAAUUAAAUUGGAUACCAGAUACAAUUCAAGAGACAGAACCACAUCGAAAAGUGACUCAUGCGUGAAGGGGAAGCAGUCAUCUAAUGGCGAGGGAAAUUCUUAUCCUGAAACUUCUGAAUCGGCAGCAUCCCGUCCCUCUCCUCAUUCCAACCCUGAGAUUGUGCCUGGUUUGUCCCCGAACUCAAAUUAUAUGGGGUCAAGUCCGCCUGGCUCUACAACAAAGGUUUUGAAUGGUAACUUUCACCUGUAUGCAUUACCCAAGCCUCAUGGAAAGGAAUUUUCGAAUAGCUUCUGAUUUUGGCUGGUUGUAUUCCCGUGGGGAUCAAAUGAGUGAUUUGAACAGUAUCCAGAUUCAGCAGGCUGGCAGACACGUGACACAGGCCAUUCAGUUCUUUAGGAGCUGAGUUGUACAGUUUGAGUUGUAUACCCGCACGCCCUCUGAUUUUUCUUCCCUUUUCAGUGCUAGUUCAUAUAACUACAACGGUACAGGAGGUUGUGUAUCCCCGGAACCGGCAGCGUUGCUCAAUCUGGUGACUCUUUAUAUACUGGAUGGGGUAAAUAGGAAGCUGUAUGUUGUACACUACUGUUGCAUCGAAGAACCUCAUCAGGGUUGAAGUUUGUAUGUAGGGACUCAUGGAAGACAUUGAUGUGCAUGAUGUAGUUUUCAGAAAUGAAAUUGAGUUGUAGAUAAUUUUAGCUCUCUGGCUGUAUGUUCUUUGUGAACUAUCAUUUCACUAAUUAAUUCCAGGAAAUUGAGGUGCUAGAGUCACCAAUACAAGUUAAACA